Messenger RNA from Staurois parvus, 340 nucleotides. The record is from the annotation of a GenBank genome assembly. Lineage: Eukaryota; Metazoa; Chordata; Amphibia; Anura; Ranidae.
AAUUCUGCAAGUAGUUCUGAUUUACUAUCGCUGUUCUCUAGCCGGUCUAAAACCAAUUUUGACCUAAAGGGACGCUUUUUGGACGCCGUGGACUUUUCUAAGUUUCCAGGCAGAAAGAACAGUCAAAAUGCAGGCAGGGCACAGGACAAAGCAGUAGGGACAAAAUGAAUGUUUUGCUAUGAAAUAAUCGUUUUUUAAAAAAAAAUGGCAUUUUUUAAAAUUUUCAAAUUUGCCGCCGGUUCAGGCGCCCGUACGUCCGGACGUCACAGGGACCGGAACACAGAAGCCAGAUGCCGGCAUCGGCCGAAGGAGAUGGCCGGGGACGCUGCAGGGGACGCAU